This is a messenger RNA of Xylaria bambusicola, 2705 nucleotides long. RefSeq lists its product as uncharacterized. The record is from RefSeq and is a predicted model, not a curated record. NCBI's taxonomy places the organism in Eukaryota, Fungi, Ascomycota, Sordariomycetes, Xylariales, Xylariaceae. The coding region runs from base 336 to 2210 and encodes 624 amino acids. The transcript has a single exon.
CGAAUACAUAUAAGUUGCGGGCUUGGCGACGAUACUAUUUACAGUCGUUGUCAGAUUGUAGGGCCUCCUUCGUCUCUUGGCAAGGUGCACAAGCUAGGUUUAGGUAGUAUUUGGUGGCUCGGUAGUGGACAGUAGGUAUCGCCAUCUCUCUGCUGGAAUAGCUGAAUGGCGGGUGUGCGGCACAGAUUUUCUUCUGAACGGCCUGACAACGAGAGCAUAGAAUUGUAUUAAACAUCGCCUUAUCGCGAGGGCCCCAAGCGUUUGCAAAUUCAAAUCGAAACUUGUUCGGUAGAUGACUACACUGCAAACCGCUGUCGCUACUAUCGCCCCUAUCUAUGCUGUCAACUCCAUUUCAGUCUGUCUUCGCGGCUUUCGCUGUGACAGCGGCUGCCAGGCUUAUUCAAGUCCCAUUCAACAACUACGCUCACUUAUCGCCCGACAUUGACGGUCCCUGGCCUACUUUGAGGGUCGACUAUGAAGACUCGCAAGAUAAUCUAACUCUCAACACAUAUCUCACUCUCGCCAACGCGUCUCUUCUCAUUAGACCGCAUACAUGCGGGGAUGAGGUAGAAGAUGGCAAAUUGCGCUGUGGCGAGUUUACCUUCCCCGAGGCGUACCACAAUGUCUCGACAGCGAAACAGACGAGGCUUCCUGAGUUGACGGACUCGUUCUUGUCGAACGUUAGUUAUCUAACACCUUGGGAUGAAUUUUCUCUGAACUCGCGGCAAGGUUUGGACUUCUUCCGUUUCAUGUCUUUCAACGGGCUUAUCACGGGCAUCAACUUUACGUCCAACCUUGCAGGACAUCGUAUCGAGACACCUGCUAUCGUGGGCGAGAAGUUGGCUACUCAAGCGUCCAAUAACUCACACUCAGUACCGUUAUUGAACUCCAUGAUAUCUCUUCCCAACAUGGCCAGCAGCCUGUCGGAGGCUGGGAGGGUAUCUUCUCCAUUUUCCAGCUUUCACAUGGGCUCGGUCGAACCCCCAGUCAAUGGAUCCCUCAUUAUUGGUGGGUAUGAUAAUAAAAAGAUUAUGGGCGAUCUGCUGAAUUGGACCGAGACAUACAACACAAGAGGAAACCCGAGCGGCAACCUUGUGUUAACUCACAUCUAUAUCGGUGUUGACUCUGGUUUUCUACCCUUAGACAGCCUCAGGCUCAAUAAUCAGUCUUUUCCCCAGGGUCCGUACAAGCAAGAUCCGAGCCUCUUGCGCGAUAGACGGAAUUUCACCACCACGGAAAUCAUCAUAGAGCCCGGAAGCCCAUAUCUUCACCUGAACCAUGGGGCCUGUGGUCAACUAGCGGGGCUACUAGACCUGGAAUAUGAUGCUACACGGAAUCUGUACCUGUGGUCAUAUCCGCCCGAUCACCCUAUAUUUCGAUCUCCCGUGUAUCUCGAGUUUGUGCUUAGGCCAUAUUGGGAUGACUAUGACUUGGACGAAUCCCAAGCAGGGGUUCCUGAAGUAUCUAUCAAGGUUCCUAUAGCAUCACUGCAACAUACCUUUCAUGCCACCACGCGAGCAAUAAAUGGCUCGCUUCUGCCCCCCGCACGUUAUUUUCCUUGCUCGCAUCAUGACUCCGAAUGGAGUAACGGCUGGUACACCUGGCCACGGCUAGGCCGCGCAUUUCUCCAAUCUGCAUUUUUGGCUUCUUCUUUCAAGUACAAUGAUGAUGCGGACACUGUGGCGAAUUAUUGGCUUGCACAGGCCCCUGGCCCGGGGGGAAUUGGAGGAAAUCUUGCUGCAGAUCUCAUCGAAGUAACAUCUGGAACCAUACCCAACAGAACAGGCGUGAAGUUGGAAGCCAAUGCGUGGACGAGAAGUUGGAGCAGCGUCCUGCCAAUGUGGACGUUGGAUUACGACGGCGUAACAACUCUUGACCAGCUUAAUAUGAUCUUAGAGGCCCCGCAUCAGAAUAAUCUUGGUCUCAAGGUCGCGGUGUCGAUUGUUGGGACAGCUGUUGUCCUCGUCGCCCUAUUCUUCGGUGUUAAGGGCAUUCGCAGAUCGCGAAUCAAUAAUGCGCGGGUCAAACGAGAGAUAGAAGAAGAAGAUGCCACGGCGCGGGAAAUAGAACGGCUUUCUUUACUGAAGAAAGAGGAAGCGGAAGCAGUGUCUCGAGCUUCGACCGAUGACCGACCGACGAGCAGAUACUCAUUGUCUGUGAGCAGUUUGAGCGACGACGAGUCUCGAGUUCUGAGCUCGAGCAUGUCUUGACCGUUUAAUAGGCAGAGCUGCUGCAUCACUACCCUAAAUUAGCAGAGUAUUCCACUCUGUGGAGUUGUUGGAGUUGUUUUAUAUGCAUCUUUCGGGAAGCACGUACCACAACUACAUUUACAUUACGUCACGCAUACUCACCCACAGCAACAAGCACACCAAUAAGAGCUGGCGUGUAACAAUGCUGGCCAGUUCGGUUCAUGCUAACUCUGAUAAGAUUGCAGAGACUGUGACCGGUCGGGUUAACAACGGGGCUCAAAAUGUCUUACCACAAGUUACCAGCAUUGUUCAGAGCGCUCCUCUUCUGCAGGAAUAGUCCAUGUGACAUCAAAAUGCCUUCUGAAUGUCCGAACACUGGCGACCUCUACAUUCACCAAUUCAUCGCUCCACUACAAUAACAUAGAGCCUAGUGGCUAACCAAUGGGAGACAGUCACUGUAACUGUCGCAACAAGAAUCCCUGUCUGCUGUCUGCUGGCAGCACUCACCCACACACC